Molecule: messenger RNA, 734 nt
Organism: Pongo pygmaeus (Bornean orangutan)
Lineage: Eukaryota; Metazoa; Chordata; Mammalia; Primates; Hominidae
Gene: AMELY
Product: amelogenin Y-linked
Exons: 5
Coding region: 1-579 (192 amino acids)
Biological process (GO): multicellular organism development; enamel mineralization
Molecular function (GO): structural constituent of tooth enamel
Source: RefSeq, a predicted model, not a curated record
AUGGGGACCUGGAUUUUGUUUGCCUGCCUUGUCGGAGCAGCUUUUGCCAUGCCUCUACCACCUCAUCCUGGGCACCCUGGUUAUAUCAACUUCAGCUAUGAGGUGCUCACCCCUUUGAAGUGGUACCAGAGCAUGAUAAGACCACCAUACUCUUCCUAUGGUUACGAGCCCAUGGGUGGAUGGCUGCACCACCAAAUCAUCCCCAUGGUGUCCCAACAGCACCCCCUGACUCACACCCUGCAGCCUCAUCACCACAUCCGAGUGGUGCCAGCUCAGCAGCCCGGGGUCCCACAACAACCACUGAUGCCUGUUCCUGGCCAGCAAUCCAUGACUCCAACCCAACACCAUCAGCCAAACCUCCCUCUGCCUGCCCAGCAGCCCUUCCAGCCCCAGCCUGUUCAGCCACAGCCUCACCAGCCCAUGCAGCCCCAGCCACCUGUGCACCCCAUGCAGCCCCUGCUGCCACAGCCACCUCUGCCUCCAAUGUUCCCCAUGCAGCCCCUGCCCCGCAUACUUCCUGAUCUGCAUCUGGAAGCUUGGCCAGCAACAGACAAGACCAAGCAGGAGGAAGUGGAUUAAAAGACCAGAAUAUGAGAGGGGAACUGAAGUAAACACUUUAGUUGCUUUCAGGGAUGACACAAACACACAAUGAUUUUUGCUUACAAUCACUUAACUUAGCAAAUUCUGUAACUAAAAAUGUACCAAUAGUAGACAAUAAAAUGUUUUAAAAAUCA